Molecule: messenger RNA, 834 nt
Organism: Myzus persicae (green peach aphid)
Lineage: Eukaryota; Metazoa; Arthropoda; Insecta; Hemiptera; Aphididae
Molecular function (GO): DNA binding
Source: RefSeq, a predicted model, not a curated record
GUAAUACCUACAUUACAUAACAUUAUUAUAUUAAAUAUAGCUGAAGAACUGAAAAAAAAAUGGAAAAAUAUACGUGACAAUUAUACUCGAGAAGUUAAUGAGACGAGACGUGAAGGUGCAAGUGGUUCUGAAGCGUCAAGAAAAAAUAGAAAAGUUUAUGCUUAUGCAGAAAUCUUAAAUUUUUUACAACCUGUUGUGAAAAAAAGAAAGACCACUGGGAAUAUGAGUUUAAUUGAUACCACAUCCGUUGAAUAUUCACCUACACAUACAACUGGUAUUGAAGAUGUUGGUGAUGGUUAACAUUCUGAAAUUGGUUUGAACUGUGCAGAUGCUAAUGUUACACAAUCGUCUUCAGCAAAAAAAAAUAAAAAGUCUAAGCCCACAUCAUUUCAAGAAUCUUUAUUGGAAGCUAUAAAAAACCCUCCUUUUUUAAAUGUACCACCUGAAACAGAGGAUCCUGAUAAGGCAUUUUUAAUGUCAUUUUUACCAGACAUAAAAAAGUUAAAUGAAGAAAAUAAAUUAGAACUUAAAUUUCAAUUCUUACAGUCCCUUAAAAAAAUUUCUGAGUCCAAUAAUAAACGAUACAACCAAAAUUUACCAAGCAACUUUUAUAGCGGUUUAAACGUUCAACAGAUACCACCACAACCCCAAACAUCUGUAGUCCAUCAACCAUAUUAUCCUUAUUCAUCAUUCUCUGAUUUAUCUACCAACACUUAUCUAUCAUCUGAUAAUGUAACUGUAACACCAGAACACCAUGCAGCUAAAAACCCAGCAUCGCUCUACCAUCAAUAUUCAUCAAAUUCAGAUGUAUCCACUACUAGUAAAAAAGUUUGA